Messenger RNA from Elaeis guineensis (African oil palm), 1548 nucleotides. NCBI's taxonomy places the organism in Eukaryota, Viridiplantae, Streptophyta, Magnoliopsida, Arecales, Arecaceae. The record is from RefSeq and is a predicted model, not a curated record.
CUUCUCCGUGGAGAGCUGCCCGUCUCACACCAACUUUAAUCCCUCCGGCUACCGUGUGAAGAAGCGAUGGCGGAGGUUAUUGUCUCUGCCUUUGUGCAGGUGUUGCUUAAGAAAUCCACAUCCCAAAUCCUUCGUCAAUAUGGAAAGAUGUGGGGCUCCACUGUCUACAGGCAGCUGAAAAAGCUUGAGAGCACGCUGUCCACCAUUCAAGCCGUCCUCCAGGAUGCUGAGGAGAAGCAGGUGAAGAACGAGGCGCUGAAAAAAUGGUUGGCAGAUCUCAAGGAUGCAGCCUAUGAUACUGAAGACAUCCUGGACGAGUUCAACUACGAAGUUCUGCGGCAGAGGGCGGAAAUCCGAGAUCGCAUGAAGAGGAAGGUAUGGGACUUCUUCUCUUUCCGUAAUCCUAUCAUAUUUCGCAUUACAAUGAUGAACAAGAUUAAAGAGAUCGUGGAGAGGUUGGAUAACAUUGCAGCGGAGAGAUCUAAGUUCCAUCUGACAGAAAUUGGUCCAGUGGAUAGGCAGUAUUUGAGUACAGAGAGACCAGAAACUCACUCUUUUGUCAAAGAGUCAAACAUCAUAGGAAGAGAGGAGGAUAAGAAGAAGAUCGUAGAGUCGCUCAUCAGUCGAGCUGGCAGGAGUGACGUUUCGGUCCUUCCAAUACUUGGGAUCGGAGGCCUUGGGAAGACGACGCUAGCACAGCUGGUGUACAAUGAAAUAACGGUUGCAGAGCAUUUCCAACAGCGCAUAUGGGUCUGUGUGUCAGAGAAUUUUGAUAUCAAAAAUAUUGUCAAAACAAUAAUAGAAUCGGCAACUCAGAGAAAAUAUGAACUUUCUGAUAUGGAUUCUUUACAACGUACUUUGAGAGAAGUUCUCGGUGGUAAGAGAUUUCUGCUUGUGCUCGACGAUGUUUGGAAUCCAUGGGAAGAAUUAAAAGAAUUGUUAACAGCUGGGGCUGAAGGAAGUUGCGUUAUUGUGACAACCCGCAGUACAACCGUUGUUUCAUCUAUCAUCGGCACGCUCGAUGCCUAUGAACUGAAACCACUGUCCGAUGAUGAAUGCUGGAGCUUGUUUGAAAGAAACGCAUUUUCUAAGGGUGAUGCGGAGAAGUCCGCAGAUCUGAUACAUAUUGGAAAAGCCAUUGUGGAGAAGUGCGGAGGCCUGCCCCUGGCGGCGAAGAUGCUGGGGAGAUUAAUGCGCACGAAGAGGGAGGUGAGGGAAUGGAGGUCAGUGAUGGAAAGUAAAAUUUGGAAGCUAAAUGAUGAUAAGAUCCUCCCUUCGUUGAGGUUGAGCUAUAAUCACCUGCCUUGUCAUGUGAAACAAUGCUUUGCUUAUUGCGCCAUAUUCCCAAAGGAUUAUGAAAUAGACAAGGAGAUGCUGAUCCAGUUGUGGAAGGCUAAUGGAUUUAUUCCAUCUGAUCUAGAGGAGGACAUGGAAUUGAAAGGCCAGGAGAUUUUCUACGAGCUGUUGUCAAGAUCCUUCUUCCAAGACAUGAUAAUUCACAAACAGACAUUCAAAAUGCACGAUCUGAUUCACGACCUUGCACAAUCC